UUCACAGAAUAUUACAUGUAAAAAAGGAGUAUUUAUUUUUUCGAUAACAUAUUACAAUUUGCGUACAAAAACACAUUGCUGAAAACUCACUCGGGUUUUCUAACUUGUUUCUACUCACAUACACUAUAUCGCCGGAUUUCUGAAUCAAAACAAAAACACUGACAAUUGAAAGAAAAAUUAUUUGCGAGUAAGAAAACUUUUAUUUUUGAUAAUACCCACUUUUGUUUGUGUUAUUCAAAAUGCCUUUAAACCUAACGCAUUUGCAACGCUGCAUCAUCUCGACGGCAUUUUAUGUUGUGUGCUUCGUGGGUAUUACGCGCACUUUAUCGAGUUCCAAACAAAAAAUAAUAUGUUUCGUUUCUCGGCAGAUUCUUGAAAUUGUGGCUUGUGCGCUCAUCUACGACAUGACCGACUCCGACUGCAUAGGAGCGCGUGAGAUCUCUACAUUCAUGUGGUGGUCAGGUCUUUUAGUCUUUAUUCCCAUUAUACCGGAUAUAUUGUACUGCAUCAUGGGCAUACUAAUAUCGGAGCCAUUCUAUGCAGCACUGGGCGGCUGCUAUAACAUUGUGAUGUUCUGUGUGUGCGUAUUGGCCUGCAUAUUUGCCUUUCUCUCGGUUACGGGUUGUGGAAAUCCGAAACAGACGACAGUUUUAGUAGUUGGUGUAAUUGAACUUAUUGCUGGCAUAGUACAUCUGGUAUUCAUAUGGUUUAUCAAGGAGAAUCUCGAUGAAGGCGAAGUUUUAUUUAGUAAAAAUUUUUAAAGCAAAUGUUGGCGACUAAUGUUUAUAUAUGUAAUCUACGAGCCUUGCAUAUUAUAAUAUGUGGA
This is a messenger RNA of Bactrocera tryoni, 826 nucleotides long. RefSeq lists its product as uncharacterized. The transcript is spliced from 2 exons. The record is from RefSeq and is a predicted model, not a curated record. Lineage: Eukaryota; Metazoa; Arthropoda; Insecta; Diptera; Tephritidae. Bases 240 to 761 code for a protein of 173 amino acids.